UGCACAAAGUCUGACAAGCUCGAGGUUUAUAUUUCAACAUCUUGCAAAAUCGAAGCUGAAAUCCUGCUUUUUUCUACUCGAUUUCUGCAGAAACAUGUCCUUUGCACAAGUGACUUGUCUCGUGGGCACGCUGUACGUGUUUUAUUUGUCUUUGAAGCUUUUAAAGCUAGUUUUAGAAGUUGUUAGAACGACCCUUCUCGGAGGAACCAUUGAUUUCAAGCGUUUGGGCGAAUGGGCAGGUAUUAAAUAAAGAGGAUUUAGUAUUUAACAUGUGCUUUUGUGUUUUUUUCUGCAGUAGAUGUGUUAAGGCUGGCUUGCACUCUCAAAAUUUUUAUGAUCACAGUAGGAAAUUCGUGUUUGAGGAACUGAAAACUGACUCGGUGUUUUAUAACACUGACUCAGUUUCCUGAGUUUCCUCAAACUUUUGUUACAAAUCCUUCAAAACUUAGAAUUUAACUUAUGCAAAAUCCCUGCUGUGAUCACAGAAACUUUGAUAGUGUAAAUCAACCUUUAACGUUUGCAUGCAAUGUGAAUUUUUGCUCUUGAUUGUAAUGCAUUUGCAAGGUAUUGGGUCUUGACUCUUGACUCUGCAGCAAUUGAAGUCCCUAAAAACCACGAAUUUUAUUACAUUUCUAGCCAAUUUCUACCGUGUACUGUACACCCUGCAAACUGCCACGAUUGAUUAUACAUUGAUUUGAAAUCUGUGGAUUUUGUUUGAUAUAAAAAGCAGGGAUUUGUAGAUAUAAGAUGGUAGUUUAUAUCAAUAUAUGCAUUGUGGAUGUGGACCCUUGGAAUUGAGACAUGCAGUGAGAACGCACAAGAUAAUUGCUUAAGGGGGGUGUAGGGGUUUCAUAUAAUGUAUUCAGGGAUGUUUGUAUUGUAAUAUUUGCGAAAUCAAGCAUUUUAUUUGUAAUUUAUUGGUAAUAUCAUUGUCAGCUACAGUGGAAGGCUGUUGUGACCAUUAAUGUAGCGUUCCUGAAAGAAGUACCUUCCAAAGUAUUGGGAUACCUUAGGGGCUAACCAGGAUGAUUCAGUUAAUAAAGUUCUUAUCAUGGUUUUGAUAAACAUCCAAAAUGACAUUUAAAAGUUGAAUUAGCUGAGUUUGAUUCAGUAGCAGUAUAAAGUUCAUUCAAACAAUCUUUUAUGGUUACAGAAAAGUUUUUGUGAUGCGAUAUUCAUUGUGGCUACUGGCUAGCCAGCCUGCAUGGCCUGGCUCAUAUGAACAGCCUCUUAAUAAUGAAAUGACUUGGUGUUUUACUGUACAAAACUACAGUAAAUGACUAUAUAAUAAGGUGGUGACAAGGUAGCACCAUAAGCUGACUGAUAAUUGCUGUGUACUGUACGUCCAACACUUUUGACACGUUAUAAUUCUUUACAGUUGUGACAGGUUCUACUGAUGGCAUUGGCAAAGAAUAUGCCAAACAGGUGAUACAAUCUUUUUAUGACUUCCAUAUUGAAUCUGUUUUUCUUUGGCCUUGAUCUCAAUUGCACUGUUGCUUUGAUAUUUGAGUGAAUUACUGAAUUAGGCCCCAAUUUGUUGGGAAGGCUAUAGUAAUAGUAUUAAGCUUCCAAUGUCUGAAAAUUAUUAAAGACAUAUUUCAACAUUUUGAUUGAGGAGGUCCAGUCUCAUCAUAGAUCCAGUCUCAUUAUUCUUGCAUGCAAAUUAUAAUGCAAGAAGGAACGGUGACUGCAGUUGCAAUUGACUUGUAUUAAAUUCCCACUAUUCAUAUCAUAACUAUUUUUGUUGUACUGUUUAACCAGUUGGCAGCCAAAGGACUGAACAUUAUACUGAUGAGCAGAAACAAAGAAAAACUUGAAGCCGUUGCUUCUGAAAUUGGUUAGUUCACAUAUUAAACUAAAGCUCCAGUCAAACAAGAAUGAGAGUUGAUGAGAGUUAAUGAGAGUUGCAACUCUCGCUCACGUUGAAGUUCCAGUUUUAAUGAGAAUUGAUAAGAGUACCUUCUAUCGCGUGGUAACAUCCAGUCAACUCUCAUUCAACUCUUGUUUUUGUUUGACCGGGGCAUGAGAAUUGAAAAAACUCUCAUGCAAACUUUCACUUCUCAACUCUCAUGCAAACUCUCACUUCUCAAUUCUCAUCAACUCCCAUGCAAACUCUCGCUUCUCAACACUCAUCAACUCUCAUGCAAACUCUUGCUUCUUAACUCUCAUGCAAACUCUCAAUUCUCAUCAACUCUCAUGCAAACUCUCACUUCUCAACACUCAUCAACUCUCAUGCAAACUCUUGCUUCUUAACUCUCAUGCAAAUUCUCACUUCUCAACUCUCAUCAACUCUGACAUGCAAACUCUCGCUUCUCAACUCUCUUCAAUUCUCAUGCAAACUCUUGUUUCUCAACUCUCAUGCAAACUCUCGCUUCUCAACUCUCAUCAACUCUCAUGCAAACUCUCAUGCAAACUCUCGCUUCUCAACUCUCGUCAACUCUCAUGCAAACUCUCAUGCAAACUCUCAUGCAAACUCUCGCUUCUCAACUCUCAUUAACUCUCAUGCAAACUCUCAUGCUUAAUCUCAACUCUCAUCAACUCUGAUUCUCAUUUGACCUACAGGGUUCAAUGAUUUUAUAGUGAUCGAGUUUCAGCAAAAACAUUUUGUUUGUUGCUAGAAAGUGAAUACAAAGUGAAGACCAAGAUUAUUCAAGUAGAUUUCUCUGGUGGUCAUGAGAUUUAUGAACCAAUUGGAAAAGAAUUGGAAGGAUUUGAGAUUGGUGUUUUAGGUAUCCCAUUGUGUGUGUUCUCCCCUAAGAAACGAGCAAAAUGUCUGAUAUGUCAGACAGAGUGAGAUUCAUAAUAAUGUAGGGUGCAUUGCAACUCAAUGAGUUAACUAGACACACAGGCAGAUAGUUUGAUUAACAUGUUGAGUGCCAGCACUCAUCCUUUGAUGAGUAAAAUUGUCUGGCAUUAGACAGAGUAAAUUUAGCAAUGAAGUAAGGGGCGUUAGAAUACAAUGCAACUCAGAUCAGUGGGUUAAAGCCUUAGUACAUACAGUAUAUACUUUCUAGCAAGAAGCCAAGCAUAUUAAUUUCUUGAGGGGACACAAAACAAAAGUUUGAAAUACAUUGCCAGCUAGCCAGCAAAUUCAGGAAGUGUGCAGCAGGUUGUGCUAUGACUGGCCUGCAAGCAAAGUUAAUGUGCUAUAUGGGGCAAUAAUACCUUAGGUUUUGAAUCUCUCAAUAAAUAUGGUUCCUCCACUCAUUUAGUGAACAAUGUUGGUGCAUCUGUUCCAUAUCCUCAACAUCUUCAUGAACUUCCAAUCGAGGUUUGUAGUUUGAUUUUUGUUUUAAUUGCAAUGGAAUAUUAUUGUUCAUUCCCUCAAUUUGAGCAAACGGUUUGUGCCAGCAAGUGAUACGCUAGAAAGCUACGGAUUGAGGGGGAUUCACUAUAGUGUAUUGGUAAAGAACUAUAGUUUUCAUAAAAUAUGUCAGGACUUUAGUUAUGGAACUAAAAUAUUUACUAGUCGUAAGAAAACUAUAGUUUUCUAAACUCAAACUAUAGUUUUCAAAAAACUAUAUUUCCCUUGAGUUAUAAAACUAUAGUUUAUUGCAGACAAACUAUAGUUAUUUUGAAGAUAACUAUAGUUUUUUUUUGGAAACUUUUCUCAAAAAAACUAUAGUUUUUGGUGGAAAACUAUAGUUUAUUUUUGUAAGGGCUAGCUACCUCAAAAGUACAAAGUUUUUCUUGUAGUUUUCAAGUUGUUGAAUCCCAGAAUCCCUCCAUCCAUUAAGUUAAGAAGAUUUACAUUUCAAACAUUCAAUGACUAGCAUUUUUUAAUUAACCGUUUCAUCGAGUGUGGAAAGCCAAACGCGUCAAAUAAUUUGAAUUGAACAUGACAUUUAAAUCACCGUUUAAUUAUAUUUCAGAACGUAUGGACACAGGUCAACGUGAAUGUUAUGUCGACAGCUAUGGUUAGUGUUUGAAACAUCUUUUCUAGCUAAAAUCUUUCAGUUCGGUUACUGAAAAAACUAGCUGUAUUAUAUUUUUUCUCCAAUCUUUUGUUUAGUUAACAAGAUUGAUUAUUCCCUCUAUGGUUGAAAGGUAGGGUUUAUUUUGGUGUAGAUGGAUAUUUUGAAUGCAUAUUGAUGCGCAUUUUUAGACUGGACCAGAAGCAAUUGCAAAUAAUGAGACUAUAGGCCCUUUGGCUGAGGAGUCGAACCUGCGUCCCAGCGAUUCCGGUGCAGCGCUCUAACCAACUGAGCUGCAGAGACCGAUUUGGUAGAGUCCACUUUUCUCGCAUGAGACUGAGGUGAAAUUGUCAUCAGAAGACUAUAAAAACUGCUACUGAACAUAGAUAACCAGAGUUGGCUUUUACUUGUAUGGUAUGCGCGUUUUCUUUCAAUUUCAGAAAUAAAGGAGUUGUCAUCAACGUUGCAUCUGGUGCUGGUGCAUUUGUGGUUCCUCUUUUAGGUCCUUAUAGCGGUACCAAGGUAAUGAAGAAUCUGUACAGAUAGAUGAUCAGUGAAGACAAACUGUCUUGGUUGUUGUUUUAAUAGAUGGUUCUCUGUCCUGGUGUGUAAAACUCUCGUUAAACGAGACUUGAUGAGAAUUAACUUUCAUUCUCCGCGGUCGAACGAGAACAAGUGUUGCACGAGAGUUGAUGAGAUUGGACUGGAUAAUUCAGAGCCUGAAAUAACGGCCGGCGUUCGGCGGUUUUCCGACCAAAUUCCAGUUUUUCCGACCAAAUGCUGAGAUGAUCGGAAAUUUCGUCCGCCAAAUGUUGAAAAAAAUGAUAAUCUGUUUUUUUUUAAAUUAUCGGGUUGGCGCUCAGCACAGUGAGUGCAGUAUCUAUAGUCUUAGAUUAUCUAUACUAGUUUUAUAUGGAGUAAUCAACUGGAAAGUUAUCAAAGUUUCUUCGAUCAGAGUAUGCUUUAAACAAAGUUUAGUUAACUUAAAUGUGUGACAGUGCAUGAGUUACGAGUCAGAGCUCGAGUGACUGCUUUCAUUGUUGUUAAUUUGACGACCUGGAAGAUAAAGAAUGCGUUUCCUUGACGUUUCGAGCAAAGGCCCUUCAUCAGGACAGUUAAAUAGGCUGUUUAUUACAAGUAGAUUGAUUUACUGAAUGCUUGACAGAAUUUACUCAACGGAGGGGAUCAAACUAAACUAAAAAAAUUCCGACCAAAUUUGAAAAUUUCCGGUCAAAUUUCAUUUUGCUUGGAAGUUUUGCCGGACAAAUUUAAAAAUUAUUUCAGGCUCUGGAUAUUACCUGUCAAAUGAGCAAAACUCUCUGAUGGAUGGUUUAAUUGUCAUUAGAAUAAGUCUAACAAUUCAUAAACUCUAAGGUUUUGAACUUUCUUCAUUACUGAAUAGGCUUUUAUGGACAAGUUUUCUGAAUCACUUCACAUCGAGUACGCCAGCAAGGGCAUUAUUACCCAGGUAACUAUCAGUUUUAAACUGUUCUCCCUAGAGGUCCAGUAAGGAUCAUCUCUUAUUGAUCCAGUGUUACUACAGGAGGAAACCUAAACUAAAGUUACUAAAUCUGACUUUAUUUAUACUGGAUAGUUCUAUCAGUUCUAAACUGUUCUCCCUAGAGGUCCAGUAAGGAUCAUCUCUUAUUGAUCCAGUGUUGCCACUAGACUUUCCAAAGUCCGCGGUUCGUGGUUCCUGGAAGCGACGGACUUUUGUCACCCGCAAGCACGCCAAAUUCACCGGUGAAUUUUUGCUCCGGUGACGUCAGUGAAUGCUCAUUAUUAUUCUGUAUAACGACGCCAAAACAAUAAUGAACUAGUGAAAUCGACAUGGUGAACGCCCACUAUGUCAUAAUUGAUUUUCGCGCCAAAUUUUUCAGUAAGAUUCAAAAUCCGGCAAGUGACACAAGUCGCUCGCUUCCGUCUUUCUCAAGCGCUCCCUUCUUGCUACGCGCGGUCCCUAGCGAUAUUACCACAAGAGGAAGCCUAAACUAAACUAACUUUAUUUACACUGGAUAGCUCUAUCAAUUCUAAACUGUUCUUCUUAAAGGUCCAGUAAGGAUCAUCUCUUAUUGAUCCAGUGUUACCACAGGAGGAAGCCUAAGCUUACUUAUUUACACUGGAUCUAGCUCUAUCAGUUCUAAACUGUUCUUCUUAAAGGUCCAGUAAGGAUCAUCUCUUAUUGAUCCAGUGUUACUACAGGAGGAAACCUAAACUAAACUAACUUUAUUUAUACUGGAUAGUUCUAUCAGUUCUAAAGCGUUCUUCCUAGAGGUCCAGUAAGGAUCAUCUCUUAUUGAUCCGGUGUUACUACAGGAGGAAAGUGAGUACUUGGAGAAAAGCUGUGGUGUUUGGUAGAGUCAAACUGGAAGCGCUCUUCUCACAUGUGACUGGGGUGAAAUUAUAAUCUGACAACUGUAUAUUGAAGGAAUCAAAGCCUGGUCACACGGAGAUAAAAACACAUGCACUAAGCACUGUGUCACUAAGCCCAUUUUUCUCGUUUCCAGAGUGUAUUACCGUUGAUAGUCGCGACAAAAAUGUCCGGUGUUAAAAGAUCGGGGUUCUUCAGUCCAUUUCCGGACAGCUUUGUAGGAAGUGUGCUGAAAAAAGUUGGAGCUGCUCGACGAUGUUUUGGUUAUUGGCCUCACGAGUUACAAGUAAGUGGAGUAUUAGACUUGCCUCUUUCCUUCAUUUUUGAUAGAGUCUAUCCAGUUUCUUAUAAGGUCAGUUUGAAACAUAAACUGAUCUCAUGAUAGACUGAAUAGACCAAUUAAGAACGAAACUGACCUCAUAACAGGCGGUUGGUCAGGCAGGUAGGCAGGGGGUAAUCAGAAAGGCAGGCAGGCAGGCAAGCAAUUAGGUAGACAAACAUUCAGGCAGGACGACAGGUAGCCAUUCAGCUAGGCAUGCAGUCGGGUUGGUAGACAAGCAUUAGGCAGUCAUACGGGCCGACGGUUGAUGGGCUAGCUUGUCAGUUAUUUUACUAGUAUUCUUCUUUUGUCUUUCUAGGCUUUUGUUAUGUAUCUAUUGCCUGACUGGUUGUUCGCUAAAAUGACGAUGAAAUUCAACACAAAGCUUCGUGAUAAAGCUCUCAAGAAGAAGAAGGAGAAAAAGGAAUCCUAAACAACGCACAUCAGCCUUAAAAACAUUUAAAAAAAAAACAUAUUUGCACAAGUGAACCCAAGCUCGGAUGAAACUAGAAUGAGAGUUCAUGAGUUGGCCUCGCGAUCUUGGUUAGCUGUUCUUAAUGCUUUCCCAACACUAUCAUGUAUUCUGUUUAAAUUAAAACAUAGUUGGAACACUCAUCGAACCUUUAUUUUGUUAAUCUAGAGCUUGAAAUGCCCCCUGUAACAAUGCGUGACUGACAACUCUCAUCAACUCUCAGCCUCGUUUGAUCCGGGUCUUAAGUUUGUGAAAUUCAGAGCGCUUGGUUGCAUUUACCUAUUUUAAUUGGCUUGUUGAUAUGAACUGAAACUCAGUUAAUUAUAUUUUGUUAUUAUGUCAAAUGAUCAAUAAAAUUAAGUUAAUAA
Paramuricea clavata is the source of this 7444-nucleotide messenger RNA. NCBI's taxonomy places the organism in Eukaryota, Metazoa, Cnidaria, Anthozoa, Malacalcyonacea, Plexauridae. The record is from the annotation of a GenBank genome assembly.